GAUUUCUGCACCAUGACACCUUCUAUGCUCCUUUUUGAUGGGGAUCACUACAGCGCUGGACAAUGGUACUUGAUAUGUCUUGUCAUUUUAGUCGCAAUACAGAGCAUCCCGCGACUCUGGAGGAGCUUGCGCCAUUUGCUUUGCAGACAGCGCAAAACAGUGGAUGAUGGUCAGCAAGCCACGACGCACAAUCCCAUUCUAGUGUUUUUCCAUCGCUUGACCUAUUUUCAUCUCCCGUUCUAUCCCUACUAUCCGACCCGUCUCAUCAUUUUCCUUGUCCUCUACAUACUCAUUUCCGUGUUAUUUGCUACGGGAUCCAUUACUUUGGAGAAGGAUGUAGGAUAUCCACGUUAUGGAUACAUGGCCCUUGCAAAUCUAUGCGCUGCAACCAUCUUCGCCCUCAGAAACUCUCCAGCCUACUACCUUUUGGCCUUGCCAUUUGAGCGGACAAUCGAAUUCCACAAGUGGUUUGGAAUUGGGGCUAUGGUUUUUGCAUGGGUUCACGGUGGACUGUAUCUACGACAGUGGGAAGCGCAGGAUGUGACCGCUCUCAUGUUCAACAUGAGAUCGAGGUUGGCCUUUGGCGCCGCGGUAGCUGCUCUAGUUGCGUUCGUGGUGCUGGCAGCUCAACGUCCCAUCCGACGCAGAAUGUGGGAGCUCUUUUGGGCCAUUCAUAUAUUUGGUUUCCUCGCCAUAUUUGUUCUCGUAAAUUUUCAUACGACAAAAGGAUUUGAAUUCACACUACCACCGCUUCUCCUUUGGGGCUUGGACCGCGUUAUCCGAUUCACACGCGGAUGGCUCAGACCUGCUGUUGCGGAGACCUCUGACUGCAACGGCCAGGUUACGCGUCUUGUGGUCCACCAAAACCCGCUGUGGGGACGCGCGUAUCAAGCAGGACAGUACGUGUUCCUUAACGUUCCCCGUGCUGGCAUGAUCGAGUGGCAUCCCGCCAGUAUUGUGUCUGGUGCGCCAUUGAAAAACGAUCUGGAAGGUGCUGAUGGCGCUUUCCCACCGACGCAGAAUCAAUACACGUUAGUGCUUCGCAACGUGGGCUCCUUCACUCGCCGAUUGACGCAAGUCGGAGCAAGCCAAGAGAAACUUAAAGUGCGCAUAGAUGGUCCUUACGGAAAAUGGGAUCUCGUCGCGAAGAAUUACAAUCUUAUUGUUCUUGUUGCCGGCGGAAUAGGUGCAACGCCUAUCCUGUCAGUUCUAUUAACGGUUCUUCGCAAAUCUUCAAAGACAGGAUUCAAUCGCAAAGUAGAGUUCAUUUGGGCGGUGCAAACGGAGAAUCAAAUCAUGUGGUUUGCCGAUGAGCUUGCCCAAGCAUCUGCCCUUGGUGCACGCAUUCGGAUCUUUGUGACGCAAACUUCCGAAACAACAUCAUCUACUGCGAUGGUAACGCAUACAGAAGACGGUGUCAAGAUGUUUGCCGGAUGUGAGAUCUUGUACUUCCGACCCCAUAUCGAGGAUGUGUGCCAAGACAUCAAGAACAAUUUUCCUGGAAUUGAGACUGCUGUUGGAGUUUGCGGUCCUCCUGGAAUGGUACGCUCUACUCGAGAUGCAGUCCGAAAGUGCUCCGAUGUGCGCUCUUUAUGGCAUCUACAUGCCGAGGCAUUUGAUUUGUAGUACUCGCCGAUGGACGGCACGACUAUAGACAGUUUUGAAUGGCUCGUCUAGGAAGAGGACCCUUUAUAAGUUUGGAUGAGUUUGUGAACGGCUGUACAUAGUGUCUGUAACCGCAGGAUGUAUAUAUUUGAUCUGUAAGGGUGGUAAUCCCGAUAGGACUGUAUGCGCAGAAUGUUCAUGUAAUCAUGAUCAGCCACAUUGGAAUGCGG
Messenger RNA from Spizellomyces punctatus DAOM BR117, 1835 nucleotides. RefSeq lists its product as uncharacterized. Gene Ontology annotation, cellular component: plasma membrane. The transcript has 4 exons. Bases 13 to 1626 code for a protein of 537 amino acids. Gene Ontology annotation, molecular function: oxidoreductase activity. The record is from RefSeq and is a predicted model, not a curated record. NCBI's taxonomy places the organism in Eukaryota, Fungi, Chytridiomycota, Chytridiomycetes, Spizellomycetales, Spizellomycetaceae.